Budorcas taxicolor (takin) is the source of this 851-nucleotide messenger RNA. Its product is annotated as immunoglobulin kappa light chain-like. Lineage: Eukaryota; Metazoa; Chordata; Mammalia; Artiodactyla; Bovidae. The coding region runs from base 1 to 768 and encodes 255 amino acids. The record is from RefSeq and is a predicted model, not a curated record. The transcript has 5 exons. Gene Ontology annotation, biological process: immune response; immunoglobulin production.
AUGACAUCAAAAUCUGAUCACAGCCUGGGCAGGAGUCUGUCCCGGUUAGAACACACAGUGAACAUGAGGGCCCCUGGGCAGCUCCUUGGUUUCCUGCUCUGGCUCCCAGGUGCCAAGUGUGACAUCCAGGUGACCCAGUCUCCAUCCUCCCUAUCUGCAUCUCUAGGAGACAGAGUCUCUAUCACUUUCCAGGCCAGUCAGAACAUUGACACUAAAUUAGCCUGGUAUCAACAUAAACCAAGGAAAGCUCCUAAGCUCCUCAUCUAUGCAGUAUCCAGGUCACCCUCCUGGUUCCCAUCCCAGUUCAGUGGCAGUGGAUUUGGGAUAGAUUUCACCCUCACCAUCAGCAGCCUGAAGGCUGAUGAUAUUGCAACUUACUACUGUCAGCAGGAUCACGGUUCACCUCCCACAGUUUUCGGCCAAGGAACCAAGCUAGAGAUCAAAAGGUCUGAUGCUCAGCCAUCCGUCUUCCUCUUCAAACCAUCUGACGAACAGCUGAGGACCGGAACUGUCUCUGUCGUGUGCUUGGUGAAUGAUUUCUACCCCAAAGAUAUCAGUGUCAAGUGGAAAGUGGAUGGGGUUACCCAGAACAGCAACUUCCAGAACAGUUUCACAGACCAGGACAGCAAAAAAAGCACCUACAGCCUCAGCAGCACCCUGACACUGUCCAGCUCAGAGUACCAGAGCCAUAACGCCUAUGCGUGUGAGGUCAGCCACAAGAGCCUGACUACCGCCCUCGUCAAGAGCUUCAAUAAGAACGAAUGUUAGAGCGAGAGGUCUACAGGCUCCCCAGUCACCUGUGCUGAUUCAGUCCCAGCCCCUCACCCCUCCUCAGGCCCUGUUUCCACAGA